CGCGUUUCCUGUCAAAAGCGCCACUACGCAUGACAGUCAGUGCGGCCUUGCAGACUGAAGAGCGCUGCCAACAAAGGCCGAGUCGAUGGGUUACAAAAAGAUUAAUUUGGACUUCUAAAACCCUUUUGUUGUUGUAAUUAUAAUUUUAUAUAGGUUGUGAAUCUGUGAUUACGGUUAAGAAAAUGUGUGAAUGAUAUGAAUCGUGACGGCUAGCAAAGGAGUCAGCUGGUCAACAGUGCGAAUAGUGAAUAAGAAAUGGCGGCCUUGCCAGCAGGUGUUCAGUAUGGGUUAUCAUCAGAGUCUAGUUAUAAAGAAAACAAGGAACUAGUGUUUGUGAAAUUAACGGAUUCAGCGCUGAAAGCUAUAGAAGACUUCAUUAGGAAUAACAGGGACAAAUUGGCAAAACCUAAAAUACAGUUCCUACCUGGAAAUGAAGGGAAAAUCUCGAUUCCGGCUCCUGCCAGUGGCAAUGGGUCAGCGGGAGAGGCUACGUUUCACUUCAGCGUCAAUAGCAAUGCAGAAAUGGAGGGUCCACAGGGUUCGUUCGAAUGCGUCAGGAGUGGCGGCGCGCGGCGGCUGGAGUCGUGCGGGCCGCUGCCGCGAAGGAUGCGCGUGCACGCGAAAGACGACUCGUACGAGGCGACCAAGGACCGUAUGGCGAGGACAGUCGCUGCGGAGCAGAGCAAAUGCACCCGCGUGAUAAAGCCUAAUCAAACGGACAUUGGGCGAGUUAAGGUGCGAUCGGCGCAUCAGAUAUACUCAUCACCGGCCACGGCGCGCCUCGUUGCCGACCGAGCCGAACGGGAACGAGAGCGCGAGCGAGAGAGGGAGAGGGAGCGAGCCGAAAGGGUUGAGAGGCCCGCUGUAGCGCCGCCUGUGCCCCGCCCACAACCUGCCGCGCCCGCUCAUCCCCCCCAGACUCAUCAGCCGCACCAGCAACAUCAACCGCAGCGGCCUCCACCCAACCCGGAUCUCACUAGGCGAUCCAUAAAGGAAAGACUAAUACAGUUACUAGCGUUGAAACCUUUCAAAAAACCCGAACUCUACGCGAGGCUUACCAGUGAGGGUAUCAAGGAGAAGGAACGCAGUUUGGUAAACAAGCUCCUGCCCCAAAUCGGGUCUUUGAAGGACAACUGUUACCACUUACGUAGGCACAUAUGGAAUGACGUCAAUGAAGAUUGGCCGUUCUAUUCGGAAGAGGAGAAGCAUAUGCUCAAACGGCGGAAACCUCAAAACCUCACGCCUCCCCUAAGCAGCGAUUCGGCCCAUUCGCUGUCACCUCGCGCGUCGCCCAGCGCGAAUAAAAGGCCGAGCGUGAACGACGCGGCCGACGAACUGCCCUCCAAGAAGCAGAGGAUCUCCCAUUACCGGCGGCCGUCGCCUCCUUCGUCCGGAUACGCGACGACUUCGUCCGGGGAACGGCACGCGUCCGACACGGAAGACGGACCGGCCGUUUGCCAGACGGGUUACACGGCGGUCAACGGCAUGGACGAAGUGCCUUCAAUGCCGGCGAAAAGCCGUACCGCCCAGUACCGGAGGCCGUCGCCGCCGGCCGCGCCCGAGAGAAAUCCCGUGGAAGUCACGCGCCACGCGCCCGAAAGGCAUCCAGCUGAGGACGACGACAGGACUGCGGGCAAAAAGGAGAAUGGAUACACCCUCAACUUCAAUACCGUCAAGGACGCGUGUCCAAGUCCUGUCAAGGCGAACGGUUUUAGAAAUAGUCCCAUAGUAGAGCAAACUAGUAUCACAGUAAAAGACAUCACAAAUACGGAACCCUUAGAAAAUACUGAAUUGUCGUCUGUCGCUGACGAAAAAAUGACUGAACCGGAAGACAUUGAAAGGCAAUACCCGCCGAUAACUAGUUCCAGCACCCGCCGGGCGUACAAGAACGAAUUCGCGGAACUGUACAAAGAAUACCGGAGUCUUUACGAGCGAGUCGCCGAAGUGGCGGCACUGUUCACGCGCCUCGAGCAACAGUUGCAUAGGGCCCCGCCACACUCGCCUGAUCAGCAGAACAUAGAGCAGCGCAUCCAGGAGGAAUACCGGCGCGUGAGCAACGACUCCGCGUACCAGCACCAGAAGCAGCGAGUCAACUUCCUCCAUCGGAAACUGUCGCACCUCAAGAGGAUGGUCCACCAAUACGAUCACUUGCGCAACCUAAAGACGGAGCGCGUUGCGACCGCAAGCACGACGCAAGCAUACUGACACUCGAGUUACUUCCCGCCCGCCGCACGCUGCCUAUAGUGACUUACUACGAGCGACACUACUUAUAGCUGCGGACUAAGGGCUGGUACAACCCUAUCGAACACGUUGUGAGGUAAGCGACUUCGCGCGACGAUACAGAAAAAUCUGUCGGGUUCGGAUUUGACGUGAGGUCAUUGGGUAGAAUGGAACAAUUUUGCCUCUUCUCAUUGGUCAUUUUGCCUGACAGCGACAGUGACGCCAGAUUUCUACUCAAAUUCAGUCGUACUAGUGACCAGUAUGAUGAUUUGACAGAAACAUUAUAAGAUGUUCUUUUGAGAUAAAGAAAAAGUUGUCCCGUUUUGGCCAAUGACGUCAUGUACCAUAGAACAAAUGCGAACUACGGGACAGAACAUUCUGUAAAUGCAUUUUGCAUUUGAAGAUCGUUGCGCGUAUGUCGCCGUCAUAUUGACCUAAAACUUCUGUGAUUGUAGCGAUAGUCACAAAUAUCAUGAUCGACGUUCGACAGGGGAUCAAAAGGCCUUUGUUAGUUGUUAUGGCAAUGUUUGCUAUUGAAAAAGAAUCAUAUAUUUUUACACGUGAAAUAAGUGUGAUAAAUAAAUGUUUGAGCGGAUAGUUAUAGUAUAGUUGACAGUUCAAUGGCAAGAAUCCGCUAUAGGAAGUACUUUUAUAGGCUGGCAAGCCUGAAUGUUCACAGAAAUGUACAGUACAUAAGCAUUUAUUUUUCAUAACGUUGAUAAUACGAAUAAAGUUCCAAUCAGCUGAUAACUGCUGAAUCGAUAUAGAAUGUUAGUGAUGUUAAUGAGACACACCUGCAUUUUGUUUGUCCUAGCAAUUGUUACUCAAUAAACAAAAUGCAGGUGCUCGUGUUGUGCAUUUCUAAUUCAUACAAUAGACUAGUAUUAUAAUAGGAAAAUGUGAAUCCAGUUAUUUGUGAAGGCCGAUAACAAGUCCCCCAAGCCCUUAGUCCGCCCUACGUAUAGCUCUUGAUAUGUAAAGCUAGUCGUAACAUGAUAUCGUGUCGCAUCGCUCUCGCGAAAGUGAAAUGGGUCGCGAAACGUUGCCUUAGUAAAGUGCACGCGAUUUAGACCGUGGCAAACGAAACGGCAAUGUAAUUCUAACAAUGUCGGUCACCCGAGAGAAUCGUUACGUAGCCCGUCCGAUACGUCGGCGAGGGACUACUUUCACUGUAACAGUUUGUCGACCAAACAUAAUCAAAUUCACGAGAGCGAGCGCCGAGAGUUCUUGUUCGCAUUACUAAACAAGGUUCUCAUAGUACCAACAAGGUCGGGUGCUGUACAACACAGGAAACAUAAUGCCUUACAUAAACCAAUAUUGUUGAUGCAGUUAAUUUGCAAGUGAGCAUAGAUUCUAUUUUUAUACGUCAAUCUCCCGUAUAGUGACAGGUAACUAAAUCGUAGGUCUUUGUAUUCUGAACAGUGGACAGUCUUGUCAAAGCCGCGCUGACUGUUAAUGCAAUUAUAUUUACAAGGAUUAGAGUUAUUAUUUGUUGACCACGUAUUUAUAUGUGGUAUUUGUAUUUGUCAUAUAGUAUAAAUUAUAUCCCGACAUGUACACAGAUUAUAAAUAGCGUGACAAAUUGGAGAUGCGCUAAUGUGGACCGCGAUGUUUCUAUAAAUAUCCAAGCGACUGAAUCUAAAUCUCUUCCUUUUGCCGUGAGUAAAAUCCAAUUAACGUUUAUUUAUAGUAUGCGCUAGAUAUUUAUAAGUUUUCAAUUGGUUUUUAUUCUAACGUGCGGUUUGAAUGUUCAUUGUGUCUUCAAGAAUUCAGCCAUGAACUUGAAGUGAAUGAAAUUCGGAUUGACACCGGCGGUCCGCACAGGCGCCUGGCCAAUUUGGCAACGCGAUAUCGGGAACUAAUGGUUAAGGUUAAGUUCUGUGAAUCAUUAAUAUUGUUUAACGUAUCCUAAGUUAUUGAAGUUCUUCCAUUAAGUUUGUGGAACAGCGCCUUAGCCAUUGCCACACGGACACGAGGGCCCAUACUGAAAUUGUUUUUCAAUUAUACUGUAUCUAUAAUGUAUAUUAUAUGUAUCAUACUUGCUUUCUUCCGACCGUGCAUUUGAUAUUCUCUGUCCGAAACUUGUUGACGAGUGUUGAUUACUAAUAUUAUUUGAGCAGAAAAUGUCAAGUGGUCAAGGUCAGUGCUUUUAUACCGUUUGUCAUUGCCACACCGAAUGUGGCCGCCGCAAACUCUCGAUUGUCGGUAGUUAUCGACUCCUUAUCAAAGACUAAAUUAGUCCGGUUGUUUUCGUAAUGUAAAUAUUAUAAUACGUAUACCAAUUAAAUUUUAAAACUUUAAUAGUCCAAUAUUAGAUAUUUGUUCGUCCACAUUUUAUUCCAUUGGAAAAGUAUUGCCGUCUAAAGUUAUUGUUGUCCAAAUAUGAAUUUCGCUUGUACCAAUGGCUCAAUUAUUUUACUAUUUCUCUUAUUGCAACGUCUCGCUAAUUUUGGAGGUCGGCUUUUAUGAACCUAACCAAUUUUGAGAAGUCAAUUUAGAUGAUCGAUUGGCCUUAAUAACAAUUACGCGUUUUGUCUAUUACUAUUUAGCAUGAUAUCGUCCCUUGCUUCUAAAUAAUCCAUCCAUUUUUUAAAUGUUGGACGUACAUUUCAUUCUAUUCGUCUUGCCCAGCUUGCAUGUUGUACAUAGUAUUUAGUGUCUUAUGAAAGGAUUUAUCUCGUUCUUGUUGAAUUUUGUUAUGGGUAGUGUAAUAAUUUCGUCCUUCCUUUCAAAAUGAUUAUUUAUUCAAUAAAAGGCUCCGCUGCGGCACUUUCGCAUCGAACGUUGUAAAUAUCGUUAAGGCUUGAAGGGUAACUCUCAAACAAAAAGGUCGUGUCAAAUGUCGUAGGAUUAAGUCAAGCGAAAAUAUUACGGCGGAGUCCGCGUGAUUACGUAAUUUGCCAAAAAAUAUAAAUCAAAAUUUGAUUUUUAAUCGCCAAAUAAAUGUCUCGAAGUUAGCAACAGCCGGCCAGUGUUAAAACAUCCACUAGAAGUAAGGAAUUAUUCUGGUCCUCUUCAGAAAACCCUCCAAACACAAUAAAAAGUGUAGUAAUUUAGUCGGCAUUCGGGCCAGGAGACUGGAGCGCCAUCUGAGAUCAUUGUCUUCCAACAUUGACAUAAGCAUUCGAAAACCAUGGGUCAACGGUUAAUUAAAAGACCAAAGACCGAAAUACCCAAAGCGGUCGGUCGCAAUAAAUCCUAAACACACAAAAUUACUAAAAUUCACAAUUUGGCCCAUAAACAGUCCCUGGCCCAAGUGUGGGUAAAACCGUCUUGCGUACUUUGUCCUGUGAGUAACGUCCAUUAUAUUUGAAAAAUGAUUUAGCGUUAAGUAACUCUGAUUUUUAUCUUUAAACGAGGCAAGUCAUAUUAUGCAAGUCCAAUUACUCCAAAACGCGUUUGCGUGUGUCCUUAAAUUGGUUAGAAGUCUUAAAAUUAUUUUCACUUAUUGUAUCAUAACUUCUUUGUUGUUAUUAAAUGCAUACGCAUAUAAUAAUUAUGUAUAAUAAAUAGUAUAUUAUGAACAAUUUGCAUAGGUUUACGAAACCUUGUUGAAGGAUACUGUUGUUUCGGUUAGUUUUUGUCAAUUAAUGUGUCAAAACGGCUAUACUAUUUUCUUUUUUUUUAAUUAACAUUGUCAAUUGUUUUUUGUAUAUACAGAUCAUUAGUAAAAUUAUUAAAAAAAUGUCAAGUUAUUUCGUCAAUUUGAUAGUAAGUGUCCUUUUGUUGCUCAUUUUACGUUUUGUGGUUUACUUAUUAUAAUCGCUUUUUACUCAUUUCAAUUACAAUGCUCAAUAUUGUGGACAUGAUAUUAGACGAUUAAAAUUCGCUUUGCAUUUUAAUUUAUUUCUUUAUUUAUUUUUUCCAUUAACGUGAACGUCGUAAUUGCACUUUAUUUACACUUAAUUUGCAAAUAGGUAACAAUGGAUUAAUAAUGCAGCGUAUAUGUUUUUUUAUUUAGCUAAAUUACCAUUAUAGUAAAUUUUGUUGCCCUACACAUUAUAAAAAUAUGAUUUACCUGUCAGGGAACCUAUUUUAUGAGACCUAAAACAAUUUAAUAGAAAUGAGACAGUUGAAAAUGUUGUUGUUACCACUAGUAUAAGCACUAUCAAUUGUUUUAUUAUAUAAUAUGUAUGUAGAACGUUUGAAUAUUAUUAUAUAAUGGAAAUAUUUGUUUUUUUUUUUUUCACAAGAGAUAGGUACUAAUUUCUUUUGUUAAUCUUCGGGGAAGUUGUUAAUGAUUGAAGUGGAUAUUGUGAAUGAUGCAUUCCAUUCUGAACCGUUGAUUUUGCACUGUUCAUCGAUGCACAUUUUACGCAAAUAGUGUGUAAAAGGAGAUUCUAUUUUUACAGGCUUUGAAUAACCGUUCAUAGGGGAUGUUUAUCUGUAUGUUGACACUCGUAAUGUGACGUCACGUGUAUGAGUGCACGCUCAGUUAAGACCACUUAAAAUUACAAUCAGACCAUUUAAAUUUAAUAUACAUACUAUUAAACAUUAUGAUCCCUUUAUCUUAAUUGUAAAAACAUUAAUAAUAUCUAAUGUACUGUCACAAAGGGAGUAAUUAAAUGUCAAAUGUUGCUCGAUUGUUACCGAAUAAGUUAUUAGGAUGUUUGGACAGAAAUAUUUGUAUUUUGUCAUGUUUAUACAAAGGAAAAAUAUCUCAAUGAAAAUAUCAUAGUCCAUUGUACAGAAUAGACUAUAUUUAGGAUCUAGUGACAUCUCUUUUUCUUAUACCCUAGUUAGUGAUAUAUUAGGAGUACUAAUUUCCAAAUAUGUAUCACCUGCGCAUGACAGCAUCCCCACUGGUUCGUGUUAUACGUUAUGUUUGCCAACAUUUACUUAAGUAGAUUUAUUAUCUGUGAGGUUGUGUUAACCCCAUAAUUUAAUCUAUACAAUGAAUUCGGCCUAUUUUAUUUAAUUACUGUAAUAUAUAUUAUUGCAGUGCCGAUGUUGCCAUGUGCACCUUACAAGUUAUAUUACUUAACAUAGCUGAUAUUAUAGCGGCUUAAGGCGGGCGUUACAUACAUGAUCCAUACCUUAUUUUAAUAUUUAGAUAUAGAGAUCUUUGAGUUUGCGUAUUUUGAUCAAAUGUUAUUGUAAAUUUGCUGUACAGUAAUAGAGGUGGGCCGCUGCCGCGUCGGGUUCCGCGUCGACCGGCCAAGACUGUCGAUUCGCCGAACAAUUUGAAUAUUAUGUAUUAUGUCAAUGUAAAUAGAGUACGAAUUAGACAUGUAGACAUGUUAAGGGAUGUAAUCGUAGUGUUUUAAUUUUAUUUUCUAUGCAACGUGUGCGAGGGGGGUUUAAAUUAUGAUUAGUAUUGGGUCGCCGGGGCGGCGCGGCGGCGGCCGGCGCUGCGGCGCGACGGAACAAUGCUGCGAUAUUCCUUGUGCCCCUCGAAAUAUCAGUGCAUUAUAUGAGUCAAGAUGUAUAGACUAUGCGGUAGUGUUAUUGUGUAUAGAUGCGUUUAUACGAGCUCGAGUCAGGCGACGAGCGCGGAACUUGCCAGCCGGAUCGAGCGAACGACGACUAGCUAUGAAUACUGACAUCGGCUCACGUUAAUUAGCUUUUAAAUAUUUCAUCAAAAUAUAAAAUACACAAAAAAAAUGGAUAUAAAUUUCUCGACCAAGUACUGGUUGUUUUUAAAUUAUUAAAAUGUAAAAAAAAAUUAGAAUAUAAACAAAGUAUAGGUACAAUUUAUGAAUUAUACUUUUCUUUUCGGCAUUUCAUGUGGCAGUGGAGUGGAACUAGCUUUUAUUUGCUGCUCAGAGUAAUGUUGUGUAAGCACACGCUAGUGAACAGUGACACGCCCGUUGAAGCAACCUUACACAAUGUCGUAUUUUUCUAUAUAUUUUGUGAUUUCUUUUGCUCAUGUCCUCUUCCAUUGCUUUUUAUUUUUGUUUGUCAACUGUCUAAGUGUAUAGUAUGAUUUUAAGGCAGGGUGAAGCAGAAAUGAAAAGAGGUACUUUUUAAUUUGAAUUGAUUGAUGACUUGUUUGAAUGUUUAAAUUGAGUUGAUUUUAUCCAUUCGAUGGAUUUUGUAUUGUUACGAAAGGAGCCAGAGUUUGUUGUUUUUUUUUUUAUUAAGUCAAUGAUGAUUUUCGAUUAAUAAUGAGGCAGCAGAUUAGUUAAUAAAAAACUGACAAGUUACCACAAAAACAAUAGUCAGAUGCUCUCUUUGGCGUGGUUCUUACUAUGUGGGGUCAGCCAGCGCUAGCCGCGGGCGGCCGGCUUGUGAAUAGUCAGUAUUACAUUACAUCAUGCAAUAAACAUGAGCUGAAGAGAGGUUGUGAAGAGUAUCGUUAUAAAAGGUACCUAUUCAAAAUCUGGACGAACAGACUAACUUACUCAUUUAUACGACAGAUAGUGUUGCUGCAAUGUGCAUUUACGCCAUCUUCAUUUGAAUUUGAAUUAUGGAAUCAGUGCCAAACUUUCUCCUUCUUGUAUAGCUCAAAACGAUGCAAUUGUUAGCAUGCUUGAUGAAACAGCUAAGUAAUUGUUUAGUUAGUCUGCCAUUUUGUGAAUAUUUUGUUUUGAUAGUAAUAUGUAAAUCUUUUAUAAUAUAUUUGUUUACAAUAAAUAAAUGACAACAUUAUAAAUAAAUGAAAUUGUAUUUUCCAUUUAAACUGAUGAAAAAAAUAUAAAAAGAAUAAUAUGCAAUGA
Molecule: messenger RNA, 8879 nt
Organism: Ostrinia nubilalis (European corn borer)
Lineage: Eukaryota; Metazoa; Arthropoda; Insecta; Lepidoptera; Crambidae
Gene: Su(Tpl)
Product: RNA polymerase II elongation factor Ell
Exons: 14
Coding region: 256-2205 (649 amino acids)
Biological process (GO): transcription elongation by RNA polymerase II; positive regulation of transcription elongation by RNA polymerase II; snRNA transcription by RNA polymerase II
Cellular component (GO): transcription elongation factor complex
Molecular function (GO): cis-regulatory region sequence-specific DNA binding
Source: RefSeq, a predicted model, not a curated record